Neoarius graeffei (lesser salmon catfish) is the source of this 5189-nucleotide messenger RNA. It is a transcript of the gene kdm4ab, whose product is annotated as lysine (K)-specific demethylase 4A, genome duplicate b. Gene Ontology annotation, cellular component: nucleus. Lineage: Eukaryota; Metazoa; Chordata; Actinopteri; Siluriformes; Ariidae. Gene Ontology annotation, biological process: chromatin remodeling. The transcript is spliced from 22 exons. The coding region runs from base 136 to 3273 and encodes 1045 amino acids. Gene Ontology annotation, molecular function: histone H3K9 demethylase activity; histone H3K36 demethylase activity. The record is from RefSeq and is a predicted model, not a curated record.
GCUAAUGGAGGCUACGGAUUUGGGAUGUUAAGCGUCCGGUGUUGCGCGGAGUGACUGAACGCCGCUGGAGCCUGAAGCGGGAUUCCUCCCCGACACGUUUUGGUCCCGAUCGGAUCGGAUCCACCGGGAGCGAGGAUGGCGUCCGACUCACCGUGUUCCUCCUCGAAGGGGAUCAUGACGUUUUACCCGACGAUGGAGGAGUUUAAGAAUUUCAGCCGCUACAUCGCGUAUAUGGAGUCUCAGGGAGCGCACAGAGCCGGCCUGGCCAAGAUUGUCCCUCCGAAGGAGUGGAAGCCCAGACGCUCGUACGACGACAUUGACGACUUGUUGAUCCCGGCGCCGAUCCAGCAGGUGGUGACGGGUCAGUCCGGACUCUUCACGCAGUACAACAUCCAGAAAAAACCCAUGACGGUGAAGGAGUUCCGUAAAACGGCCAACAGCGACAAGUUCUGCAGCCCUCGAUAUGACGACUUUGAAGAGCUCGAAAGGAAGUACUGGAAAAACGUGACCUUCAACCCACCCAUCUACGGCGCCGACGUGAACGGGUCGCUCUACGACCCCGACGUCGACGAAUGGAACGUGGGCCGUUUGAACACCAUCUUGGAUACGGUGGAACACGACAGCGGCAUCACCAUCGAGGGGGUGAACACGCCCUACCUGUACUUCGGCAUGUGGAAGACCACGUUCGCUUGGCACACGGAGGACAUGGACCUCUACAGCAUUAAUUACCUGCACUUCGGGGAACCAAAGUCAUGGUACACUGUGCCUCCGGAGCACGGGAAGAGGCUGGAGCGUCUCGCUAAAGGGUUUUUUCCUGGAAGUUCUCAAAACUGCGAAGCUUUUCUGAGACACAAGAUGACUCUGAUCUCUCCAUCCAUUCUGAAGAAAUACGGCAUCCCGUUUGAAAAGAUCACUCAGGAAGCUGGCGAGUUUAUGGUGACGUUCCCGUACGGCUACCACGCCGGAUUCAAUCACGGAUUUAACUGCGCAGAGUCGACCAACUUCGCCACGCAGCGAUGGAUCGAUUACGGAAAGCAGGCCAUUCUGUGUUCGUGUCGGAAGGACAUGGUGAAGAUCUCCAUGGACGUGUUUGUGAGGAAGUACCAGCCGGAGCGCUACGAGUUGUGGCUGGCAGGGAAGGACAACGCCCCCAUCGAUCACACCAAACCCACUCCAGAGGCGGCGGAGUUCAUGGGAGGCAAGAAAGGAAACUUCGGCCACCGAGAGCCCUGCAUGCAGAGCCGGAGCAAUGACUCGUGUAAAAAAAGUGUGGCCAAACAGAGAAUCGGUACUAAGAGGCACCGAGUGUGUUUAGAGGUACCGGAUGAUGUUCUACCAAAGAGUGACGCGCCGCAUGAUGACCCUGAGUACGGGAAGAAAGGACGCCUCUCUCCACCGACCGAGCCAAGCCGGGACAAUACUGAGUGCAGCAGUCAGUCGAGUGUAAAAUCGCCUCCAGACACCAGGAAGUGGCUGAAGUUCGGAGAUCGUUUGGAGAACGCGGUCUGCAUUAAAUCGGAGAACGCCGACGUAACCUCGGAUGCGGUGUGCCCUCAAGCCCUGAGGAAAAGCCGCCUGUCCAUCGCCACCAUCCCCAUGGCCCCUCACUGCCUCUCUGCCCUGCCCUGGACCUCCAGCAAGCCCGGGGUGGCCAGCCUGCUCUUCCACAGGACCCUCAGCCCCUCCGACGCCCUGCAGGUCCACACGUACGCCGCUAAAGCCACGCUCUGUAAACCUCAACCUCCCAGGCUCCAGGACUUCAGGAAGUCCGAGUCCGAGUCUGAGUCAGAACCCUCGCCCGAGCUGAAACACAGCGUAGACGCACAUGAGGAGGAAAUUGAGGAUGAGAAGGAGAACACGAGCAUGAAGAGGAUGCUGCAGCCCCUCAGCAAUCUGCCCCAACUCCACCCGCUGCUCAGAGAGAGCUCCAGCGAUGAAGAGUUGCAGGAACAGCUGGAGAUCGAUGUGGACUCUCAGGAAUCGGACCCCUGGGCCCAGCUACUCAUGCCCCUCUGGCAGAAACGGAUACUGCGCAGCUUUAAAGUCGAGCGGGAAUUCAACCGCCGUUUGGGUCUCCAGUCGCCGUACUGCGCGGUGUGCAGCCUCUUCCACACGUACGAACAGAGUGAGCUGAGAACUCUGAUCCAGGGAACGUCCGUAUCUACCAGAGAGGAGGGGAAGCUCAGGACGAAGCCACUGAUCCCGGAGAUGUGCUUCACAGGAAGUUCGGACGGACAGCUGUCCACUCCGAACCUGGAUGAGGACGGCACCAGUCCUCUGGUCAGCUGCUCGGUGUGCUCCGUGCGUGUCCACACCAGUUGCUACGGCGUGCCUCGAGACAGUGAUCUGGACAGUUGGAGGUGUUCACGCUGUGAGGCGAACGCUUUUACUCAGGACUGCUGUUUGUGUUCUUUAAGAGGAGGAGCGCUACAGAGAGCCAACAACGACAAGUGGGUGCAUGUGUUUUGUGCAGUAGCAGUUUUAGAAGCCAGAUUUGUGAACAUCGCCGAGCGCAGGCCUGUCGAUCUGAGCGCUAUACCGCUACAGAGAUUUAAACUGAAGUGUCAUUACUGUCGGAAGCAGAUGAAGAGGGCGUCUGGCUGCUGCGUUCAGUGCUCCCACGGCCGUUGCUCGUCCUCGUUCCAUCCCACGUGCGCUCAGGCGGCCGGCGUUCACAUGCACCCAGACGACUGGCCCUUCGUCGUCUACUUCACCUGCUGGAGACACAAAGCAGGCUCAAACCUCGAGCGCAACAAGGCGUCUCUGCGGGAACUGGUGGAGGGACAGAGAGUCAUUUGCAAGCACAAAAAUGGCCGGUACUACCAGUGCGAGGUGGUGGAGCUCACCAAAGCAACGUUCUACGAGGUCAUCUUCGACGAUGGUUCAUUCAGCGACAAUCUCUUCCCGGAGGACAUCGUGAACAGAGACUGUGUGCGACUCGGGCCUCCAGCAGAGGGCGACGUGGUGCAGGUGCGCUGGACAGACGGCCUGAUCUACGGCGCGAAGUUCGUAGCAGCUCACGUCAUCCCCAUGUACCAGUUGGAGUUUGAGGACGAGUCUCAGCUGACAGUCAAGCGGGAGGAAGUGUACUGUCUGGACGAGGAGCUGCCCAAACGUGUGAAGGCACGACUGUCCGUGGCAUCGGAUAUGCGCUUUAAAGGCGUGUUCGUGGAGAAGGAAGUCAAGCAGGAUUCAAAAAGGCAGCGCUUCGUCAACUCGCGCUACAGAGAGGACUAUAUCGAACCGGCCAUCUACAGAGCCAUCAUGGAGUAACGUCACGCUUUGCACACAACAAUCUGGAAACGGACUCCAACUCGUCACACCCUGGUUCUGUUUUUGUUCUUUUCGUAAAAACGGCCAUAUCCAAACACAAGUCGUGUGUGUGUGUGUGUGUGUGUAAAAGAGCUUUCGUGCAGCUUAAGUUGUUUAUUUUUUCCUCUGAAACCCUGUUCAGGCUCCGUAAUCCUCUCUCUACCCCUUUAUUCCACUGACACGGUGCUGCUGUGGUUCAACACCAAACAUGUUCAUCAGCCAAAACGUUGUUUGCACUCGAUCAGUGAUCAGUCAUUUUUCUACACGUCUUGAUUUCAGCAUCAACCGACAUUUGAUCUGAGAUUUUUCCCAAUUUAUCAAAUGCAAAUUAGAUACAACUUUUUUUUUACAAAUCCGAACAAUUUCUCAGAACGACCCUGUGGUGUGACGUUUGUUCAGUUCUCGGUGCUUUCACGUUCUCGUGUCCUGUACAGUCUCUGUUAAACGCGUAUCAGUGUGUACAGAGACACUGGGGGGAUAAAAUUUUCAAAGAAGGGAAGCACAGCUGGUUGUUGGCUCUAUCGAGUGUACGUAGCUGGUACACUUAGCUUGCUUUGCUAAUCCAGUCUGACUAGUGACAUGUAAAGCGACCUUAAACGCAUUUUUAAAUAAAAGUGGUGUGUAUGAACAGUAUAGUGAAACUAUAACGAUCUUUCAUUUUGCGUACAUCAGUAAGAAGUAAGGUGCGUUUCUUUUUCUGCUUCUAGUCCGCAAGGAAACCAUGAAUUGGGGGGAAACUUAACAGCAUGAACGCAGCACGGAAAUCUGCGGAUCCAGAGUGUCCGGGAUGCUGAAUUUUCCGUCCGGGAUGCUGAAUUUUUGUAGCAAUUUUGCCAAUUCGCAUUACACACAUUUUCGAGUUUUUCUUACGGUAAUGUACCUACUGUACGCCUACGAACGUGACCAGCAUCUGAACAUCACUCGUAAGAAUUAUUUCACUCAAGAAGAAAAAAAUUGUGCAAAUCUCUCCUGAGAGGUUUGUAUAUGUCUUAAGAAAAAAAAAAAUCGUCUUGCACGCGAGUCCUUUGAGUAAACAGUGGCUCGGAUCCAGAUCAGACUCCGCUUCCUGCACCGGCACUGUGUCUGUGGAAAAACGUUUUCCGGAACUCCAUUUUGUUUGGUUAUUAUGGUAUGGAUCUCCAGACGCCGAGUGAACGCAUUAAAACGCAGGAUGUUUCAUCAGCAUUAAUCUGACUAGCAAUGAAUCCAAAAUGAUUGAGUUUGAUUAAUUUCCUGUUUCCUUCUACAAGCCAUUUGGUGCUUGGGUAGCGUUUCCUGUUCAAACAGGACACUUGAGUGUUAGCAUGGGCGUGAUUUUCUUGCUAACGUUUGAUAGAUAAAUGUGCAGGAUGAGUUCUAGAGCGUGUUCACUGUGUAAUCUACUGUAAAGAUUUUUAUUUUAUUUUUUUUAAUAGGAAUUUCAAGUGUUAUUCUCCCUCACUUAUUAUUUUUUUUCUAGGAUCAAAUUCUGGGCGACUGUUUAAUUUAUAUCUCAGAUUAGUUUUGAUGGUUUCUCUAUAUCUCCUGACAGUUCCCACAGUUUGGCAUUGUUUGUACAAAAACAAAAAUGUAUUUAUAUGUUUUGAUUUUGCGAAUCGCCUUUUUGUUCUCUUCCAGUUUUCUACUCUUUUUACUGUCAAUAGAUAGGAAUGAAUAUUGGCAGUGUAAAAAAAAAAUGCACUUACUGAGCAUUUUCUCCUCUCUCUCUCUCUCUCUCUCUCUCUCUCUCUCUCUCUCUCUCUCUCUGAAUUCGUGUGUAAUUAGGAAACAAGGAAAUAAUAUUUCUUAAAUUGUCUCCGUUUAGAGACUAUCUGGUUCUAGUAACUGUAAACUCCUCAUGACUGCUUCCUUUCUUCAUUAAAGCAGCUUAAUUUUGA